AUGCCUUCACCCCCGGCAGAUGAUAGUCCCAAGCUCCGAGGGAGUUGCCAGGCUUGUGCAGUAUCGAAGGUGCGAUGUUCGAAAGAGAAACCAACAUGUGCACGAUGUCGGCGGCGGAGCACCAUCUGUGAGUAUUUCAUCACCAAGCGGCCUGGUCGGAAACAACAGGAUAAAGCUUCUGCGCCUGUGCCCACGAAUACCACUCCACACUUGCUGCCAGAGUUAGACUGCCCUGCGACGCACACGCUGCCAGAUCAGCAACCCCCGUCCGUGCAGGAUGAUACCUCUCCCAGCGAUUCCGAUACCUUUUCCAAUCUCUUCCACCAGACCGAUACCUCCCUGUCUUCGGCCAUUACGACCUGGAGCACCGAAUUUGAUGACUAUCUAGCACCCUUUUCGAUUUGCGAAUCGGUCGCCCUUGAUGCUCUGGACCCGGGACCACUCGGUCCCACCGUGGGUCAACAAAUGAAUAGCAGCAGGAGCAGUGUCAGUGGAUCCAACAGUGCCAUACCCCCGGAAGAUACCAUCUCCCUCUUUGGGCGGCCAGUCUCCAUGCCUAAUCCAAAGGUUCUAUUCCCCACAGACACAAGGAACCAGGAUCGACAGCAAUCGCCAUCGUUCAACUCCCCUUGUUCCUGCCUCCCACAUGCUUUGGACCUGCUGAAGCAGAUGGCCACAACAGACCCUGUUGCGGGAGUGCAGACAGACCAAUCUCAUUCCAAAGGGGUGGCCCAAUUUCUCGACACAACCAUCGCGACCUGUCAACAGACCAUGGAAACCCUUGAGACAAUUCUUCAAUGCGCUUGCUCGCAGGACAGCUACCUCCUUGCGAUCGUGUCCUUGGUUUUAUUCAAAUCCUUCGAUCGGUACGCAGCAGCCGCCUCUGCUAACAAACCCCAAGCUCAGUCCCAGCGAUUGACACUCUCCUCGAUUGGGGUCGAUGGCGAUUUGAUGGGGGAUGAUGAUUUAGAUUCUCACAUGGCAGCUGCCCAGCGCGUUCUCGGGGAGUUGCACCGUGUACAGCAAUGCAUGGCCCGGCUUUCGCCCAGGUUACAGGCGUGCAGGAGCACCGCAUCGGCACUUUCCGACGUUGUCAUGGGCCAGUUGGAGCCAGAAUUACAGAGGCGGCUAGGGAUAUUAUCCAUGAGUUUAAUUCAGACUUUGCGAACGGAACAAUAG
Molecule: messenger RNA, 1179 nt
Organism: Penicillium pulvis
Lineage: Eukaryota; Fungi; Ascomycota; Eurotiomycetes; Eurotiales; Aspergillaceae
Gene: tpcE
Product: Zn(II)2Cys6 domain-containing transcription factor tpcE
Exons: 1
Coding region: 1-1179 (392 amino acids)
Biological process (GO): aflatoxin biosynthetic process; regulation of DNA-templated transcription
Cellular component (GO): nucleus
Molecular function (GO): DNA binding; DNA-binding transcription factor activity, RNA polymerase II-specific; zinc ion binding
Source: RefSeq, a predicted model, not a curated record